Molecule: messenger RNA, 2119 nt
Organism: Morone saxatilis (striped sea-bass)
Lineage: Eukaryota; Metazoa; Chordata; Actinopteri; Moronidae
Product: S100P-binding protein-like
Exons: 5
Coding region: 213-662 (149 amino acids)
Cellular component (GO): nucleus; cytosol
Molecular function (GO): calcium-dependent protein binding
Source: RefSeq, a predicted model, not a curated record
UGGACUCGCCCGUGGAGUCUUUAGAAGGGGACGUUGAAGAAGCGUGGAAUAUUGGUCUCCCCGUAUUUGAAUCGUCUGUGUGUCACAAUGUCACAGUGAAGCUGAACGCUAGUGGGCAGAGUAGACAGGUGUCAGAGGAGGUGAAGGGCGGUCACACGUGUCUGGUCACCCUUAGUGGAGAUGAAUCCACUUUGGACACCAGUUAUGAAACGAUGUUGCCUCUCCAAGUGCAGGUGAAGUCCGUUAUAGUGGCUCCCAGGCAGCAACCCUCCAGCAGUAAACCAGCAGCACAUCCUCUGCCAGGGCUCGAUGCUGCCAAAGGUGACAGCAGGGCCAGGAGUCAAAGGCCGGUGGUCCUCGACAGGGAGGUGGAGCGGGACAAAAGGCUGUAUCUCCAGUCGGUCACCAGACACCUGAAUGGAGCAGCUCAAGAUGUCAUGACUGAGCUGCUGAAACUGAUGAGCCAUGUGGCGGACCAGACACCAGCCAGUUAUGGCAAACAGUGGCAGCACCCCUCUGACCUCACCCGCAGGAACUAUCAACAGCGGUUUCAAAACAUCCUGCCAAAAGUGGCCCUGCAUGAAUGGCAUGCUAAGAAUGGAGCAACUCACAAGCGCUUUGCCAGAGUCCCAAAAAUUUUUGAAAGGAGUCAGUUUCCCUAAAUUGGAUUGUCGACAAUCUCAUUGUGAACAAAUUGCACUAUACGUCUAAAUGUAAUUCUAAAACUAAUUUAAUUUUUCUUUCUUUCUUUCUUGAAUUUUGGUGUGUAUUUUUGGUUUGUCAGUUUUGAGUCUUGCUCUAUAUUUUUCUUUCAACUAUGCAUGUCCCUGUAUUUGAAACUUAACGCAUGUUUUAAGUGGUUUUGGUGUUCUAGAAAUUAUGCUAGGAAUAAGCACUUACAGGUUUCAAGCACCUUAGAUGCCUUGUCUUUUUACUAUGUUUGAAACUGUGCCUGUUUUAAUGUGUGUUUAAGUGUGUUUUGUACUUCAGCCGUGUGGAGUUUUGUACUUUUUGUUGUUUCGAGUACAAAGGUAUUCAACGUUUAUGUUAAUGUUUAUUUACUCAGGACAUUAUUUGAACCACUAGGCCUGUACUGUAGUUUGUUAUUGUCCCUGGAUCACUCUGAGAAUGAGCAGCUAGCAGAAGGAAAACAUUGCACAGAUUUAGCAGGCAUAUUGGAGUGCUGCUGGAGUGAAUGUUCCUGUUAACUUUUCCCACCCUUGUGCAUCGAGACUGUUGUUUGGGUUGGAGGGUGAAAAGGUUCAUUUUAAGGUAUAGUGCAUGUCAAAAGAGAGUAAUGUAUUAUGCAAGCCUGGAAAUGUUUAUGAAGAGGUUGUAGUCCAGCCCUGCAUACAAACCUCCAGAGAUUUAUGUGAACUGCCAUCCCUGAACAUUCAAAGUGAUAUAAAAAGUAAUUCAAUAUUUGUGACUCAACAGUCAAAAGAACUGAGCAUUUCUAAUGUAAUUUAAUAGAUUUUAUAUGGGGACAGACAGAAAUGGUUAAGUUUUGUGUUCCAUAUGUUGGCGUGGAGUUAGCUAGAAGUGAUUUAUUCAGGUCAGUUCACCCACAUCAUAUAAACAUUUUUCAACCAUACCUUAAGUUGUAACAGGGAAUCUGAAUUAGACCUCUGAGCAUUUUAAGUACUACUGGAAUAAAAUUCCAGUCCACAACAAGAUCUGUGAAUUAUACUUAAUAACCCAAAAAACCCACUUUUCAUUUUAUCAAAAUGAAUUUUGUUUACCACAAACAAAUGUUCUUUGUACCUCUUUUCUGAGGGGUCAGCAGAGAGUGAGUCAGUGGUGGAUUUUUCAAACAAAAUAACAAUAACCCAAACACUAGCACUCGGGGUUAAAUGGUCAAAUGUUUUCUGUGAUUUGUGAGAACUGACCCUUUAAUUGUAAAGCAGCAGUGGCCGCAGUUUACUUUGAGCUGCUUGGAGGAUUCUCUGCACUGUGGUUUCAUUUAAACCCUGUAACACUGUGAAAAAAGUAAAAAGUACCACAGGCGCUGAUUGGAGAACUCGGCCCCCUAGAGUCAGAGCAGGGCUGUGUUUGUUUGGGGGCGAGACACUGCUGCUGAUGAAGUACUUACAAUAAAACCUAGCCUGUUCAACUUGCA